AUGCAGGUCCGAAAGUCCGUUAUCAUCUCUGUCAUAGCAGUCUGUGCGCUUCUUGCGCUAGUAAUCGGAAUAGUUAUUUGGAAAAAGGGGACUCAUGAGGAGGCUGUUACCACUAGUAGCAACAGUACGCUUGUUCCGCUUAUACUGCUGCCCAAUAAUACGUUUGGUGCCAAGUGCUUGGAUGGAAGCCCGCCAGGGUACUAUUUUCGCCCCGGCACAGGUUCAGGGCGCCAGAACUGGCACAUAUACCUGCCGUCAGGGGGGUGGUGUGUCACUGUCGCUGCAUGCGCGCAGCGGGCGCAUACACGGCUUGGGACGACAAGAGGAUACCCUAAGCAACUCAAUGACUCUAUAACGUUUGGUGGUGUGCUGAGCUCCAACGAAAGAGUCAACCCCCUCUUCCACAACUGGAACCUUGUGAGGUUGCUCUACUGUGAUGGGGGCGGCUAUGCCGGCACGCGAGGGCGGAUCAACCUCACCGACCUCUUCUCUGGUCCAAACACCGCUGGCACUCUGCCGAAAUCAGUGAGGGUCGCCCCGGCAACGAAUGUGAGCUUGGAGGCGGAUGGGUCAACGGAGUCAACCAAGUCAAUGGGGUCACCGGAGUCAACCAAGUCGAUGGGGUCAACGGAGUCAACCAAGUCAAUGGGGUCAACGGAGUCAAACAAGUCAACGGGGUCAAACCUGACGCUGAGACAUCAUUCAGCCAUCUACCUGGAUGGAUGGAACAUCAUUCAGGCUGUGCUGCAAGACCUCCAGUUACAGCGUGGCUUUGACUCCUCCACCUUGGAGAUUUUGCUUUCGGGCAGCUCGGCUGGUGGGCAGGCCACAGCAAACCUCUGUGAUUGGCUGGCCUCUUUGUUUCCGUCCGCAUUCACCCGGUGCCUUGUGGACGCUGGCUUCUUCCUAGACGCAAGGGAUCGCUUUUCAAGGCGCACCUUUCGUGCAUUGGCGCAGAAUCUGACAUCUCUGCAUCGUCCGGUCAACCCUACCUGCUCCUAUGCUGCCGGGCGAUCGGAGCAAUGGAAGUGCUUCUUCCUACAGCACACCCUUUUCAACAUUUCCACCCCAAUCUUCCUCUUCCAAGCCAUGAUUGAAUCAUAUCACAAGUAUCGUGAGAGCCGGAACGUGGGUUGCAUUGAGGUGGGGCUCUAA
This is a messenger RNA of Closterium sp. Yama58-4, 1155 nucleotides long. The record is from the annotation of a GenBank genome assembly. NCBI's taxonomy places the organism in Eukaryota, Viridiplantae, Streptophyta, Zygnematophyceae, Desmidiales, Closteriaceae.